Molecule: messenger RNA, 3513 nt
Organism: Dermochelys coriacea (leatherback sea turtle)
Lineage: Eukaryota; Metazoa; Chordata; Testudines; Dermochelyidae
Gene: TMEM267
Product: transmembrane protein 267
Exons: 4
Coding region: 1649-2308 (219 amino acids)
Source: RefSeq, a predicted model, not a curated record
GCUAGGUGGGGCCGAGGCCCCGGUGUCAGUCCGGGCUGGGGCAGCCGGGGGAGCUGGCGCUUCGUCUCCCGGGCGCUCCCUUGGCUGCGUGUCCUCGGAGACUCAGCGCUGCUGCGGAUUCCUUGUGCUGCCUUAAUUAGGCUCCACUGUCACGCGCCCUCCCGCGGGAUUAGGGAGGGUUCGCACACGCCCCUUCCCUUGGCACCAAAAGCUGGGCGCCCUUCACAGCGUACUCAGGUUUUGCUGGAGCAGCCGAGACCGCCUAGGGUGGGGAUCUGGGGUAGAACAAGUGCUGAGCUGCUGCUUUGUCAUCACUAGAGAGUAGCGGCACCCGGGACAACUGGGCGUUAGCUCUGCUCUGUGGAGCCAGGUAGUAGUAGAUUUACUGACUGCUCUUCAGAACUGCCUCUGUCAGGCUGAUAAACUCUUCCAUGUGAAGUCCUCCCCCGCACGCCCAGCCUGGCCAUCCCCUGCUUGCAAUGGUUCUGCUGCCUGACUUUAGGUGCCUAAAAAAUCAUAGGAACAACGCUGUGAUCUAUAAAGCUGAGUUCGGCACCUAGGCUCCCGAAAAAGGGGGGAGAGAGCUAGAGAAGCAUCUAACAAUAUGAUCCACAAAAGCUAGGAUGCUAAACGGGGACUUGCCUAAACUAGCCAAUCAGAGAUGCUAACAACAGGAGUGUGUCGUAUACCCUGCUCCUUCCUCCGAGAUAGGUGCCUCCCUGCAGCCUGGAUUUAGGUGCCUAUCUUUGCUAGCUAUCCACAAACAAGAACCAGUCACUGCUUAGAGUUAGGCAUCUUCGGCACCUAAGCUGUUUCUUGUGUGAAUGAGUUAGGUACUUGCCUCUCUCCUCUCAAAACAGCUGGAAGAGGUGGUGAUGUCCACGUUUUGACUUUUGGCCUUGACUUACAGCACUCACCUGGUAUGUAGGAGACAGAGGGGUAGAGAGGAUUUGAACAGGGGUCUCCCACCUCUGAGGAGAGAGCUUUAACCGCUGUGCUUUUGGAUAAUCCAAUGUGGGGUUCUUGCAGUCACUACUGUUGAAGCUCUUCCAAUGUGGAUAAAUAAUGGAAGAGUAAUAGGAGCAGGAGGACUGGGCCUAGGGUCUUUUCAUCACGCAGGUGCAUGUCCAGAUUGCUGGACUACAGAGGGAGGGGUAAAUUGGACCUGGAUCUCCCACAUCCCUGGUGAGUGCUCUAACCAUCGGGCUAAAAAUUACAAGAUGUUCACCAUCACCUCCCACUUCUCCUUGCCAAGGAGUUCUCCAGUGGACUCUUUUAAAACAGUGGGCCAGAUAAGACUGAACUUUCAGUUCAGGGUUUCCUAGAAAAUAUUUAGGAGGGGAAUGCAAAUUACCUACUUCUGGAUCCAUCCAUUUGAAGUUGCAACCUGAGAGGAAACCCAUAGUUUACAUGAGGAUGAAGUCAGAGGCCUACUGGAUAGAAGAGUGACUCUAAGAUUCAUGGGUGUGUUUGUUCUGACUAACAGCUGUUGUGAACUUGUGACCACAGAAAAACCCCUUGUUGGGGUUUGAACAGAUGUUCAUCAGUCAGAGCCUUUGUUGGAGUUGAGGUGAUCUCUGAAUGAAUGACUGAAGAUUAAAAGGAUAAUGGGCUGCGUGUAUCCUGAUGGCAUCUUGUGUACAGUGACAUGUUACUUGCUAUGGCAUCUGAGACUGAAAAGGCUCAUGCUCUUCUCCAAACUUUCAGCACAGCUUCAGUUAUUUCCAGUUUAGGAUUGGGAAUGUUCUGCUUCAUAGCAGACCGACUUCUGCAGUUCCCUUUCAUUCAGCAACACAACUGGCUCCGAGCUCUCUCUGAUAAUGGAGUGCACGGUGUGGUGGGAGUAUGGUCCUGGGUGAUAGUGAUUGGGCUCAGGAAGAAGAGUGACUUUAGUGAAGUCAUUUUAGCUGGUUUCCUCUCUUCUGUCAUUGAUGUGGACCAUUUUUUUCUAGCUCACUCCCUUUCAUUACAGGCUGCUCUGACUCUUCCACAAAGACCACUUCUUCAUUGUUCUACUGUGAUUCCUGUUGUGGCUGUGACAUUAAAAUGUAUUAUGCACCUUUUCAGGCUUAAGGACUCAUGGUGCUUUCUUCCCUGGAUGUUGUGUAUAUCCUGGACUUCUCACCAUGUCCGUGAUGGAAUUCGUCAUGGCCUCUGGAUCUGUCCGUUUGGAAAAACUGCUCCCUUGCCAUACUGGCUUUAUGUGGCAAUCACAGCAUCUUUACCUCAUCUGUGUUCAUUUGUUAUGUAUUUAACAGGUACUGGAGAACUAAUGUCUAUAAAACAUGGAAUUCGCAUUGAUGUCUAAGGAUAAUAGUCCUUGAAAGUCACUUGUUUUAAAGAUUACAGAGAAGCUGAUCCCUGUGCAUUCCUCAUGAUUUCUAAAUUAGGCAAUCUGAAGCCACGGAGCCAUUUAUAAUUCCAGAAUUGAUUAUUUGUGGCUACAGAAAUCUGUUGUCUGAAAGGUGUUGAUGUAAUUUCCAGACAUCCUCUUUAUGACAUCUGUAGUGUUCAGUGUCAGUUCUGUAAUAGCUAAUUAAUAUAUAAAAUUCAGUCAUUCCUAAAUAUUUAAAUUUCCUCCUCCUGCUAUUGUCUCUGCUAUAGUAGUGCCAUUCUUCUGGUCACCCUCCACUUUGGGAAAUGUGUUCUCUCUUUGCGCACCAACUUUCUUUCUAUAAUUAACAUUUGCACAGCACUUUGAAGAUGUAAAGCACUACAAAAGUGCUAAGUAUUAGUAAGAAUUCAGUGUUGUAUAUCACUUCUGAGAAAUGUAUAACAGCUGUUUUUUGUAACUUGUUAGUUUACCCCAGUUGAGUCUUCUUGUACUCAACUGGCUGGAAAAAUAGUACUGUUUGUUUUUUCAGGAUGUGCUACUGAUUGUCUGACUGUCAGAUUGACUGUCUACUUAAGUUUGAACAGUGACUGCUAUUUAGUAAAAAGAAAAGGAGUACUUGUGGCACCUUAGAGACUAACAAAUUUAUUUGAGUAUAAGCUUUCGUGAGCUACAGCUCACUUCAUCGGAUGCAUUCAGUGGAAAAUACAGUGGGGAGAUUUAUAUACACAGACAACAUGAAACAAUGGGUGUUACCGUAUACACUGUAACGAGAGUGAUCAGGUAAGGUGAGCAUGCUGCUGGUAAUAGCUCACCUUACCUGAUCACUCUCGUUACAGUGUGUAUGGUAACACCCAUUGUUUCAUGUUCUCUGUGUAUAUAAAUCUCCCCACUGUAUUUUCCACUGAAUGCAUCCGAUGAAGUGAGCUAUAGCUCACGAAAGCUUAUGCUCAGAUAAAUUUGUUAGUCUCUAAGAUGCCACAAGUACUCCUUUUUUUUGCGGAUACAGAAUAACAUGGCUGCUACUCUGAAACCUGCUAUUUAGUAAAAUAUAUUCCAAGCACUGUUCUUGCAUAGUUACCUGAUACUCAAUUUCCAAACAACUCUUAUCUGGGAUUUUUGGUUAGAAAAAAGAAAACAGUUUAGGAGUACUGUGUCUGUGAAAUUACAGAAGGUUUGCA